AUGGUGCAAAAGUUCUUCGGCAAGGAUGUCAUCACCUUCUGGGCCGGAGACAUGAUGUCCAUCGGCUACGGUUAUGGAACUGUGCACAUCCUUGAUGAUUCCUACAAGGAUAUCUACACUGUCCAACUGACCGGCAACUUCGUCACCCCGGACGGCUCAAGCAAAGACUCAUACUGUGACAUGCACGAGAGCCUCAUUACUUCCCGCAACACUCUCAUUUGCACCGCAUACAACGUCACUCAGCAUGACCUGACUUACAUCAACGGUACCUCCUCCGAGUGGAUGCUGGACAGCCAAUUCUACGAGAUUGACAACCCUACCAACCAGGUUCUGCACUCAUGGAGUGCCCUUGACCAUGAAGCUGACCUUCCUCUGACCACCUCCCGCCAGAGUCUCGGAAAGGAUGUCGGUACUCAGGAUGCCCCCUAUGAUGCCUACCACAUCAACUCCAUCGCCACCACCAACCAUGGCUAUCUUAUCUCGCUGCGCCACAUCGGCGAGGAUGGUGCCGACUUCAAGCAGAUUGGCAGUGUCGAAUUUUCGUGGCAACAUGACAUGCGCGUCUACAACGAGACCGACAACGGGCUCGUCCUGAACCUGUUCAACAAUGCCAACACCCCCACUGACGAAGAGUCAGAGACUACCGGCAUCAGCCUGGCCAUCGACCUGGACAAGAAGACAGUUACCGGUCUUCGCUCUCUGGCUGACCCCAACGACCCCGUCCACUCCGUCAGUCAGGGCAGCUACCAGCUCCUCGGUGAGGUAGGCAGCCAUGCCUUCCUGGCCUACGGCUCCAUUCCCAAAGUCAAGGAGUUUGAUGUUGACGGUAACGUCGUUUUCAGCGCUAAAUUCGGCGAUGAAAAUGCUGUUGCAUCUUACCGCGGCUACCGCUACCAGUGGACUGCGACUCCCUUUUGGAAACCCUCCGUGUCGGUUAACAGCACCAGCUCCGGUGCUACCGUCUACAUGAGCUGGAACGGCGACACCGAAUAUGACAACUGGGCCCUCUAUGCGGCUUCUUCUGCCACCUCUACCAAUAACACUCAGAUCGCCACUGCUAUGCGCACUGGCUUCGAGACUUCUGCUACCCUUGUCGACCCUCCUACCAACUUUGUUCAGGUUUUCGCUCGAAAGGGUACCAGCCUUCUCGGCACCUCGGAGGCUGUCUCAUUCUAA
Penicillium samsonianum is the source of this 1176-nucleotide messenger RNA. RefSeq names its product arylsulfotransferase family protein. The transcript has 2 exons. The record is from RefSeq and is a predicted model, not a curated record. NCBI's taxonomy places the organism in Eukaryota, Fungi, Ascomycota, Eurotiomycetes, Eurotiales, Aspergillaceae. The coding region runs from base 1 to 1176 and encodes 391 amino acids.